AUGCGGCGAGAGCUGUUUCUCCACAUUGUUCACGCGUUGGAGGCGCGCGACGAAUACUUCAAGUGGCGGGAAGAUGCGGCCCACAAAAAGGGUCCAUCCCCGCUGACGAAGUGCACGGUUGCGCUUCGUCAGUUGGCAUACGACACUACGGCGGACAUGUUCGACGAGUAUCUUCACGUUGGGGAUACAACUGACCGGGAGUGUGCGUGGAGAGGCCAAUUCACCAGUGGGUAUAAGGGUACCCACCCGACGAUGAUCCUUGAAGCAAUCAUUGACCAUAGUCUUUGGAUUUGGCAUGCUCACUUUGGUGUGGCGGUGUCCAACAACGACAUCAAUGUGCUGAACUCGUCCAGUCUCUUCACCGAGCAAUGCAAUGGCAACGGUCCGGUUAUCAGCUUCACUGCCAACGGACGACAGCAUCAUAUGGGGCAUCAUAUCGCCAAUGUCAUGUACGCGUGCAUCAUCUUGCACAACAUGAUUAUUCACGAUGAAGGUCGUGCAGCUAGCCAGUGGUCCGACAAUGAAGCCGCUCCGACCGCAGGUCAUGCAGCCCCGUCGGUCGUUCGAGGUUUAUCCUAUGGACUCAGCGAGAGAUUACAAGCUCAGGAGAGCAUGCACAACCAACAAGCUCAUCUUGAUCUUAUGAAUGACAUGAUUGAAGAAGUUUGGACAUGUAGUGGUCGUUGA
Molecule: messenger RNA, 687 nt
Organism: Salvia hispanica
Lineage: Eukaryota; Viridiplantae; Streptophyta; Magnoliopsida; Lamiales; Lamiaceae
Source: RefSeq, a predicted model, not a curated record